GAAAUAGUGUGUCUAGUUGCCAAACAUAACCUUUCCAUAUUAUACUACACACUGUGUAUUGACCCCGUCACUCCACAAAUUCCGUUUACUCUCUCUCUCUCAACUACUUUUUCAGCUGAAAUCGUCAGAUUCCGGCGAUAUGCCCGUCGGAGAUUCGUCGGAUUGGCCUCCUCCGGGAUGGACUGAGGAUGUUAAAGUCACCAACGGAAGGAAAAUCAAGUACUAUACGAAUGUGGAGACUGGGAAAAAUUUCUAUUCCAAGAAGGAAGUCACUAGGUACAUGAACACAAAAGAGACUUGCCAUGAUGUUACUCAAGCAAUGAAUGAUCAAGAUAAGAGCUGCUCUGAGAACAAUGUUAGUCAAAUGAAUAAUCAAGAUAAGAGUUGCUCUGAGAAAAAUGCCAGACAAAUGAAUAAUCAAGAUAAGAGUUGUUCUGGGAAAAAUAUUGGCCAAAUGAAUAAUCAAGAUAAGAGUUGCUCCGAGAACAAUGUUAGUCAGACUGUUGGGGAACCAAAUAAUGCUCAUGAAUGGUUACCUCUAGGGUGGAUAGUUGAGCUGAAGACUCGUAAGUCUGGCUCACAUGCUGGUACAACUUACAAGGUUUACAUUGAACCAUCAACUGGAAACAAAUUUUAUUCAAAGCCUGAAGUAUCUAAAUAUCUCAAAACUAUGGAGCAGAACAACAUCGCGGAAGGACAGAUACACGGAAAUGGUGAAGUAUCCUCUUCAAAUCAGAAAAUACCUGAGGAUUCCAAAAGUAUCAAGGGUGGGGGCCAGAGUCGCAAGUCCAAAAGACAGAAAUCUGACACCGACCAGGCCGUGCAUGGCGUUGAGGAGGAGUCAGUUUCCAAGAAGAAAGCAUCUCAGGAUUCUGAAGAUGUUGGGGAACAGAGACGCAUAUCCAACAGGAAGAAAUCUGGCACUAACAGGCGCUCUACAAAGACUUCUUCUCAUGGUGCUGGAGAGGACUUUCCUUUAAAUGAGAAAACAUCUCUGGGUUCCAAAGAAAACAGUGAACAGAGUCCCCUAUCCAAAAGACAGAAACCUGGCAGCGACAGUCCGUCUGCUAAGAGUGUUUCUUCUGUUGCAGGUGACUCUGAUUCAGUGGAUGAAUUUCCCCCUGGCUGGAAAAAAGAAUUCAUAAUUCAAGAAAAUGAUCGUGGAACAAGGAAAGACUUGGUUUACACGGAUCCAGUACAUGGAUAUAAAUUUCGCUCCAAAGAGGAAGUUCUCUGCUAUCUACAAACUGGUGAUGCUAGUAGGUGUGCUAGAAGACCUGCGAAAAGGAAUGUAGCUUCAACUACGAAGGAUGAUUCUCCCCUGACAGAUGAUGCCAGCUUGAAGAAAUCAGUGUGCUUUAUGACAGGAAGACAACUUUUUGCCACUGACGAGUUGAAAGGGGCAAAAAGUUUUGGUACUUGCUCACCUGCUCAGCAAGUUGAGAGUUCGAAGAAACAGUUUGACUGCAGUGUGUCUGAUCCUAACACCAUCAUCUCAUCCAUUUUAGCUGAGAUAAAUGAGAAUCAUUCCAUUGAAAAUGUAAUUGAAGAUGCUGACAUAGAAUCUGUGAAAGUUGGUGUUAUGCAUCCAUCAGCUGUUUCCACAAAGUCAGAUCUCCUCCCAGAGAAGCAACUACUGGAAAAUGAGCAGGAAAAGCUUAGGCAUAAAGCAGCAAAGAAGCAGUCAAGAAAAUCCAAAACUAAAGAGUCACUUAACCUUGGUCGUCGGGCCUCCAAAAGACUUGCAGGUCAAAAUCCAGAGGCGGAGGCGGCCAAUUUGGAUCUUGGUGAACGUGCUCUUCCAUUGAUCGUUGAGAAAUCUUCCUCUCCUAGCCUCUCCAUGAAUGUCUGUCGUCAGGAAUUGCUCCAGGACUCGGAUCCUAUACCGGAAACUGGCAACUCUGAUCAGGUUUCCUUGAAUGGAGAAGCUUCAUUGGACGAAUUACCUCCAGGCUGGAAAAAAGAAAUCAAAAUUACAAAAAAAGCUAAUGGGAUAAGAAAGGACCCGUUAUACAUCGAUCCAGUGCAUGGCUAUGUUUUGCGUUCCAAGAAGGAUGUUUUCCGCUAUCUACAAACUGGAGACAUCAAUAGUUGUGCUAUAAGACCUGUCAAAAGAGAUAAAGAUGCUACAAUGAAGGAGAGUUCUCCCACAGCAGCUAACGCCGAUUCGAAGAAAUUAGAGUGCUCUGUGACCGAAAGGCAACCUUUUGCUGCUAAGGAAUCCAGAGGUCGAAAACGUUCAGAUACUUGUUCACCGGAAAUACAAGCCAAGAAUUCCAAGAAACAACCUGAAAGCAGGGAGUCCAAUGCAAACCUUAUUGUUACAUCAUCUGCAGCUGAUAUAUAUGCAAAGCAUUCAGAUGAAAAUGUAAUUGAAAAUGCUGGAAUAAGAGACUCAAGUGCAGACAGAAAAGUCAUAGCUGCUCAAAGUGACGCUAUUAAAAAGUCAUCAGCUGUCUCAACUCCUCCAUCAGAUCUAACCCCAGAACAGCAAUUACCAGAAAAUGAGCACGAAAAACAUAUUAAUAAAGAAAAACUGGAGCAAUCAAGAAGAUCCAGAACUAAGAAACCAAUUACACCUGGUCGGCGGAUCUCAAAAAGACUUGUGGGCCACAGCCCCGAACCGGUGGCUGAUUUGAAUCUAGGUGAACGUGCUUUUCGAGCUGUGGUUAAGAAAUCUGCUUCUUUGGACAUCCCCCUGAAUGUCUCUGCUCAGGAAUUUUCCCAGAACAUAGAUCCUGCAUUAGGAACUGGUAGUUUUGAUCAGGCUUCUCUAAACAGAGAAGCUUCGGGCAAUGAAUUUCCACCAGACCGGGAAAGGGAAAUACCUAUCCAGAACAUAGAUCCAACAGUAGGAUCUGGCAAUUCUGAUCAGGCUUCUCUGAGCAGAGAUGCUUCAGGGGAUGAAUUAUCCCCAGGCUUGGAAAAGGAAAUGCUUGCCCAGAACAAAGAUCCGACAGUAGGAACUGGAAAUUCUGAUCGGGCUUCUCUGAGCAGAAAAGCUUCCGGGAAUGAAUUAUCACCAGGCUUGGAAAAGGAAAUGCUUGCCCGGAGCAAAGAUCGGACAGUAGGAACUGGAAAUUCUGAUCAGGCUUCUCUAAGCAGAAAAGCUUCAGGGAAUGAAUUAUCACCAGGAUUGGAAAAGGAAAUGCUUACCCAGAACAAAAAUUGGACAGUAGGAACUGGCAAUUCUGAUUUGGCUUCUCUGAGCACAAAAGCUUCACUAGAGGAAAUACCACCAGGGUGGGAGAAUGAAAUACUUGGACAGAAAAAAUAUCCUACAGUAGGAACUGGCAUUUCUGGUCGGGUUUCACUGAGCAGAAAACUUUCACCAGAUGAAAUACCCCCAGGCUGGGAGAACGUAAUACCCCCAGGCUGGAAGAAUGAAAUACCUGCCCAUGCUUCUUCUCUGGGUGAAAUACCGCCAGGUUGGGAAAAGGAAAUACUUGCCUACAACAAAGUUCCUACAAUAAGAACUGGCAAUUCUGAUCAGGCUUCUCUGAGCAGAAAAUUAGCGUCAGCAGAUGACUUACCACCCGGAUGGGAAAAGGAAAUGAUUACUCGGAACAAAGUUCCUGCAGUAGGAACUGGCAAUUCUCUGGAUGAUAUACCUCCAGGCUGGGAAAAGGAACUACUUUUCCAGACCAAAAAUCCUAAGGUAGGAACUGGCAAUUCUAAUCAGUCUUAUCUGAGCAGAGAAGCUUCAAUGGAUGAAUUGCCACCAGGCUGGACAAUGGAAUUCAGAAUGAGAAAAAAUGCUCGUGGGAAAGACCCGUACUAUAUGAAUCCAAUGCAUGAAUAUGUAUUUCGCUCGAAAAAGGAUGUUAUGCGCUAUCUGCAAACUGGAGACAUAAGAAGUUGUGCUGUGAGACCAACCAAAAGGGAUCCGUAUUCAACAAUGAAGGAUGAUUCUCCUUCAAAUCAUGACACCAGUUCGAAGAUAUUAGGGUGCUCUUUGACCGGAAGCCAACUUUCUGCCACUGAGGAAUCAAAAGGUAGAAAGUGUUCUGCCACCCGUUCACUGGCACUACAUGCUGAGAGUUCCAAUGAACAUCAUGAAAGCACUGUGUUCAACCUCAACACCAGUAUUUCAUCUACAGUAGCUGAUAUAACAGAUAAGCAUUCAUGUGAAAAUGUAAAUGAAGAUGCUAAUAUAGGAGUGUCAAUGCGGUCGAGAAAAAUGAAAAAUAGUAAGUCAUCUACUCCAGUUCGUCGGGUAUCGAAGAGACUUUCGCGCCAGAACCAAGAAAUGGUGGCUGAUAUAGAUCCAGGUGAACGUGCUGUGGUUAACAAUUCAGCCUCUUCAGGUCUUCCCCUGGAUGCCUCUGGUGGGGAAUUGGCCCAACAACCUGAUCUAGCAACGGGUGAUUCUGAUCAGCCCUCUCUAAGAAGAAAAGCUUCAUCACGAGAUGAUCCAUUAAAAGCUGUGAAGUAUCUCUCAGAGGGCCAACCUUUCAAAGAGCAAAAAGUUGUGAAUGGAUUGACAAGUGAGAAGCAAAAUGAUGAGAUAAUAUUGCGAGGUUCUCAGCCAGCUAGAAUAUCAUUUGAAAGCAGAAAGUUUCACUCUGAACACCAAGCUGUUAAAGAAAGCCCUACAGCAAAGCCGGGAAACGAAGUACAAGACAGUCAAUAUAGAUUAUUGAACAAUUCUCGACCAGUUGAAUUAGCAUCAGGAAGAAUGGUAUUCCCUGUGGAGGACCAGUAUGUUUCUGAAAGGUCUACCAUAGAACAGGUAAGUGAGAAACGAGACUAUGAGAACAGGCAGUGGCAAGAUUCACAACUAGCUGAGCCAUCGUGGAGAAGUGUGGAUCUUAAUGUGGAAAACCAGCAAUGGCAAUAUUCACAACUAACUCCAUCACAGAGAAGUGUGGAUCUUAAUGUGGAAAACCAGCAAUGGCAAUAUGCACAACUAGCUCCAUCACGGAAAAGUGUGGAUCUUAAUGUGGAAAACCAGCAAUGGCAAUAUUCACAACUAGCUCCAUAUUCACAACCAGCUCCAUCACGGGGAAGUGUGGAUCUGAAUGUGGAAAACCGGCAACGGCAAUAUUCACAACCAGCUCCAUCACAGGGAAGUGUGGAUCUUAAUGUGGAAAAGCAACAUUCACAACCAGCUCCAUCACAGAGAAGUGUGGAUCUUAAUGUGGAAAAUCAGCAAUGGCAAGAAUCACAGCUAGCUCCAUCACAGAGAAGUGUGGAUCUUAAUGUGGUAAACCAGCAAUGGCAAGAUUCACACCUAGCUCCAUCACAGAGAAGUGUGGAUCUUAAUGUGGUAAACCAGCAAUGGCAAGAUUCACAAUUAGCUCCAUCGCAGAGAAGUGUGGAUCUUAAUGUGGCAAACCAGCAAUGGCAAGAUACACAGCUAGCUGAACCAUCACAGAGAAGUGUGGAUCUUAAUGUGGCAAACCAACCUAUUAGAGAAAAGCAAACAGGAGAGCUGGUUACUGAGAAUCAAGAUGAACAGAACAGAAGGUUGCACGCGCAACUAGCUUCUUAUACAUUUGGGGACUAUUGGUCAGACCCAUGCUUGGAAUUUGCAUUCAAGACCCUUACAGGCACACUACCAGUAGAGGAGAACACACCCUUUCAGGGAUCUGCUCAUCAAGAAUACAAUACUUCCUACAGUCAUGCCGAUGAUGGGUGCUUUGAACUGCCAUUAUUCAAUACUUCCAGCUUUUACAUGAAUGAUGUUCCACACCAUUGUGCUCCAUCGGAGGAGCACAUCGUGAAGGAGCAACCGCCAAUAAAUCAUACCUUUUUGCCCAAUGGAAAUAAUAGCGUGCCAGGUUGCAGUAAUGUUGUUACUCAAAACCCAGGUUUGGCCUUUUUCCCCAAUGGAAAUAAUAGCUUACCAGGUUACAGUAAUGUUUCUCAAAAUUCAGGUUUGGAUCCCCAUGCUAAGGACUAUCAAUCUAAAUUUAAAUCUCAGAGGUGAAUGAGAGCACAUAAAGAUUGGGAAGUGGUAGGUGUAUUGAUGGAUCAACUAAAUAACACGGUGCUGCUCCUGUGAAUGCAUUUUUGUGCAGCUGUAUCCUCUAGUUGUAACAUUUUCAAAUGCGGUUUCUGGACUUGAGGUGUCUAUAAUUUGGCUGAAGAUUGGCCGCAGGUGAUGCUUCAUCAGUUGUGUUCGAUGUGAUGGAUAAAUUAGGUUUGUUCGAACCAGAUAGCUGGUCGAAAUGUAGCUUUUAAUAUUUUGAAUGCUUAGUUCCCACGAUCCAUUGCCGUUUAGACAAAUCUAUUAAGGCAUUCUAGACAGUUGUUUGCUAAAUGUGUUCUGUAUGAGGUUGGAUCUUUAAGCUUUUGUAACACGUAAAUUCGUCUCUCCUC
Messenger RNA from Capsicum annuum, 6324 nucleotides. RefSeq lists its product as uncharacterized. Bases 140 to 5932 code for a protein of 1930 amino acids. Gene Ontology annotation, molecular function: DNA binding. Lineage: Eukaryota; Viridiplantae; Streptophyta; Magnoliopsida; Solanales; Solanaceae. The record is from RefSeq and is a predicted model, not a curated record. The transcript is spliced from 17 exons.